GUUUCACAAUUUAAGCAUUUCAGAACGUAAAAAAAUCUCAGCCGGUGCUUUGAUAUCACAAAAAAUAUAAAUUAGGACAAAAAUGACAGCUUUUGAAGAGUUUGGAGUGAUUCCUGAAUUAGGAAAAGCUGUAGAUGAGAUGGAAUGGCUUCUUCCAACUGAUGUACAAGCAGAAGCAAUUCCAUCAAUUCUCGGAGGUGGUGAUGUUCUGAUGGCAGCUGAAACAGGAAGUGGAAAAACUGGAGCCUUUUGUCUUCCCAUUCUUCAGAUUGUCCAUGAGACUCUCCGAGACUUGAAAAAAGUAAAAGGAAAGCAUAAAGUUAGUUCUGCACAAGUAACUGAAUGGCGAAUGAGCUUCUACGAUCGAGGAACAGCUCUUGCAACUGAUGGAUUGCGAUGUCAAGCAAGAGAACAAAAGGAAUGGUUUGGAUGUCGCGCUACAACUGGUGUACAUGGAAGUGGACGAUAUUAUUAUGAGUCUACAGUAACAGAUGAAGGCUUAUGUCGGGUUGGAUGGGCAACAGAGAAAGCGAAUCUCGAUUUAGGAACUGACAAAUUUUCCUACGGCUUUGGUGGCACUGGGAAAAAGUCGAACAAUCGACAAUUCGAUGAUUAUGGAGAAGCUUUUGGAAUUCAUGACGUUAUUGGAUGUUUAUUAAAUUUGCAAGAUGGAGAGAUCACUUUCACAAAGAACGGAAAGAAUCUCGGUUUGGCUUUUCGAGUCAACGAUCAGAUGAAACGUGAAACUUUUUAUCCAGCAGUUGUGCUUAAGAAUGCUGAAAUGUUAUUUAAUUUCGGUGAAAGCGAUUUCAAAAACAAAAUUCCUGACGGUUACAUUGCUUUGUGUCGCGCUGAGAAAAGUAACGUCAGGGUCAAUCCAUAUGCAUCACAAACUGCACCACAAGAAGAUUUACAACCAAAACCUAACGCACCACAAGCAAUAAUCAUUGAACCAUCACGAGAAUUAGCUGAACAAACUUUUCAGCAAUUGGAGAAGUUUAAAAAGUAUUUAAAGGAUCCGACAAUUCGCGAAUAUCUUCUCAUCGGUGGACAAAGUUCUAAAGAACAGAUUAAUGAGUUAAAUAAAGGUGUUGACAUUGUAGUGGCAACUCCUGGAAGAUUGGAAGAUUUAAUUAGUCAAGGAUAUGUUCAACUAACUCAUUGUCGAUUUUUUGUUCUCGAUGAAGCUGACGGAUUAUUGAAGCAAGGAUACGGAGGGCUAAUUGACAGAUUACAUCAAAAAAUUCCUAAAUUGACCUCCGAUGGACGUCGUUUACAAAUGAUUGUUUGUAGCGCUACUUUGCAUGAUUUUGAAGUUAAGAAAAUGGCGAAUCGAUUGAUGCACUUUCCAACUUGGGUCGAUCUUAAAGGAGAGGAUGCAGUUCCUGACACAGUUCAUCAUUGUGUUGUCAUGGUUGACCCUCAAAAAGAUAUUUCAUGGAAGAAUCUUCGUCAACAUGUGAACACUGAUGGAGUUCACAAUAAAGACAAUGUAAGACCAGGAAACAACAAUCCGGAAACUCUUUCAGAAGCUGUGAAAAUGAUGAAGGCUGAAUAUUGCAUUCGUGCUAUUCGAGAGCAUAAAAUGGAUCGAGCAAUCAUUUUUUGUCGUACUAAACUCGAUUGCGAUAACUUAGAAAAUUAUUUAAAGCAAUUAGGAUCAUCCGAGUUCAGUUGUGUUUGUCUUCAUGCUGAUCGAGCACCAAACGAACGUAAAUCAAAUCUUCAAAAGUUUAAAGAUAAAUAUGUAAAGUUUCUGAUUUGCACUGAUGUUGCUGCUCGAGGGAUUGACGUGACUGGCUUACCAUUUAUGAUAAACAUCACAUUACCAGAUGAAAAAUCGAAUUAUGUUCAUCGAAUUGGGCGAGUUGGUCGUGCUGAACGAAUGGGUCUGGCUAUUAGUUUAGUUUCAUCCGUUCCUGAGAAAGUUUGGUAUCAUGGACAGUGGUGUUCAUCACGAGGUAAAAGUUGCUGGAAUACAAAUCUUGUUGAACAACGUGGCUGUUGUAUUUGGUAUAACGAACCAUCGUAUUUGGCAGAAAUUGAAGAACAUUUAGGAUGUACGAUUCAGCAAGUUGAUUCUGACAUAAAAGUGCCAAUGAAUGAUUUCGAUGGAAAAGUAACUUAUGGUCAAAAGCGAGUGAACACUGGAUCAGGCUAUGUUGAUCAUGUCAAACAGCUUGUUCCCAUUGUUGAUGAAUUGGCUGAACUUGAAUCUAAAGCGCAAUCAAUUUUCAUGAGACGUUUAAUGAUGUAAAAGUUUUCUUCAUUUUCUUGAAUAAAAAAUAAAUUUGAAUGUCAAACU
Clunio marinus is the source of this 2305-nucleotide messenger RNA. The record is from the annotation of a GenBank genome assembly. Lineage: Eukaryota; Metazoa; Arthropoda; Insecta; Diptera; Chironomidae.